AUGCCAGUAACGUGUAGAACUGGCUGUGGUAGAAACGCAGUUUUGAAGAGACCGAAGACAGGCGAUGCUCUUUGUAAGGAAUGCUUUUACUGGGCUUUCGAAACAGAAAUCCAUUUUACGAUCACAAAAGGUGAACUAUUCAAUAAAGGAGAUUCUGUUGCAAUCGCUGCUUCCGGUGGAAAAGACUCCACAGUCCUGGCCCAUGUGAUGAAAACCCUAAACCAACGAUACGACUAUGGGCUAAACCUUAUGCUUCUUUCUAUCGAUGAAGGCAUCACGGGCUACCGCGACGACAGUCUCGAAACAGUAAAACAAAAUAGAGAUGAUUAUGAAAUGCCCCUAAAAAUUCUCUCGUACAAAGAUCUGUAUGGAUGGACCAUGGAUGAGAUAGUAGCACAAAUAGGAAGAAAGAAUAACUGCACAUUUUGUGGUGUGUUUAGAAGGCAAGCCUUGGAUAGAGGAGCUGCAUUACUAAAUGUUAAGUGCAUAGCAACUGGUCACAAUGCUGAUGAUAUUGCAGAAACAGUACUUAUGAAUGUACUUAGGGGGGACAUAGCCAGGUUGAAGAGGUGCACAGCGAUUACAACGGGCAGUGAAGGCACAAUACCAAGAGUAAAACCACUAAAGUAUACUUAUGAGAAGGAGAUUGUAAUGUAUGCCCAUUACAAGAAAUUGGUGUAUUUCUCCACUGAGUGUGUGUUUGCCCCUAAUGCCUAUAGAGGGCAUGCAAGAGCUUUACUAAAAGACAUGGAAAAAAUAAGACCCUCUUGUAUAAUGGAUAUAAUUUACUCAGGAGAAACAAUGGCUGUCAAAGAAGAAGUGACUUUACCAAAACAAGGUAUAUGUGUUCGGUGCAAAUUUGUUUCAUCACAAGAGGUCUGCAAGGCUUGUGUUUUGCUGGAAGGGCUUAACAAAGGCUUACCAAGGCUGGGUGUCGGCAAAAGUUCUAAAGCAAAGAAAAUGUUGGCAGAGUAUAAUGUGAAACAAGAACAGGAGAAAGCAGCUUUAGAAAAGGCUAUUGAAGAUUUAAAUGAUAGCACAAAUGAAGUUAUUAGCAAUAAGAUAUCAAAAUCUAAAUCCUGCAGGACAGGUAAAGGCAACAAUGAUGAAAUUGUAAAUAACGAAGAUAAGUGUAGUAAUAAGAAAUGUUGCUCAGGAAAAUGUAAAAGUAAUCAAAACAAUGAUGAUGAGAAAAGUAAAACUAAAAUAAAUUCAUUACUUGAGGAAUAUGGGUUAAAUGACACAAGUAAUGAUCAUAAAACAGAAAAUGGUAAUGGUGAUGUAUCAGUUAAUUCUGAUGAUGACGAUGGAGAAGUUUUAUUCAAUGAGCAAGAAGAGGAAAACUCAUGUGCUGGGGCUUGUGGGAAAAUGGGCUCAUUGCAGAUAGGUUUUUGAUAAAUAAAAUCUUUAGAUUAAUCACA
Messenger RNA from Ostrinia furnacalis (Asian corn borer), 1421 nucleotides. RefSeq names its product Cytosolic thiouridylase subunit 1 (gene Ctu1). Bases 1 to 1395 code for a protein of 464 amino acids. Gene Ontology annotation, cellular component: cytosolic tRNA wobble base thiouridylase complex; mitochondrion. Lineage: Eukaryota; Metazoa; Arthropoda; Insecta; Lepidoptera; Crambidae. The record is from RefSeq and is a predicted model, not a curated record. The transcript is spliced from 4 exons. Gene Ontology annotation, biological process: tRNA wobble position uridine thiolation. Gene Ontology annotation, molecular function: tRNA binding.